This is a messenger RNA of Phytomonas sp. EM1, 2790 nucleotides long. The record is from the annotation of a GenBank genome assembly. NCBI's taxonomy places the organism in Eukaryota, Euglenozoa, Kinetoplastea, Trypanosomatida, Trypanosomatidae.
AUGAAGAGGAUUGUUUUGUGUCUACAUGGUAGCCGCCAAACUGCAGAGAUCUUUCAAAACCAACUCAGUAAAUUGAUCGAUACUUUAGCUGACGUGGCCUCGUUUGAAUUUUUAGACGCUCCUUUUCUGCUUCCUCUUCUUCAUCCCGACGAUGAUGUCCGCACACGAUCGUGGUGCUGCCCUGGUCUUGAAGCAUCACCUGAAUCCAUCGCUCUAGAUGGAGAUACCGCAACGGGUUCAAAUGGCGAUGAAAAUCACCUAAAUGCAAGUUAUGUUGAUAGCGAUCGUUUAUUGGAUGAGCGCAUGCAGCGACAGCCCUUUCCGGAUAUUCUCCUUGGCUUUUCUCAAGGAGGUCUAAUGGUUUGCCGGUAUCUUAUGCGGCAUUCUGAGGAAGACAGUACAUUGAAGGCGGCUAUUUUUAUUGGCACACCGGACCCCAGAAAAGUCUUCGCCAGAACGGAUUUACUGGAUCAAUACAUAGAGCGGCAAUCGGCUAAGGCAAACUGUGACUAUAACACUGAGCAACCUUUUCUAGGUGACAUCCGUUCUCUGCAUAUUAUAGGUAGGAAAGAUAAAAUUGUCUUACCUAGUGAGAGUAUCGCCUUUGCUGAAGCUUGUGGCCCAACAGCGGAAGUGUUGGUUCACGAGCAUUCCCACAGUGUCCCACAGCUGCAAGUUUUGUUUUCGUCCAUUCGGGUUUUAAUUAACGGACUUAAUGUAAAUCUGGAAGCCGAGCAAGCAUUCACUGAAGAACGGGGGAAAGAGAUCGAGAUGAUUGCCAUGAUGUACGGCGAUGAGUGUGUGUGCAAUCGUUCUCGUUCUUUGGAUGCUAUUGUGACGCUGCCACUUCUGGAUGAGGGGCAGCUUCCCGAUGGGCCUGAGUCAUGCGCUCUGGCAAAGUUGGGUCUCCAGUUUCGUGUUCCACCACGGUAUCCGGUGGCAUCACCAGUACUGAAUAUUGUCGGGGGUCCCACAACAAAAGAUGCGAUGUUUGAACGAUGGUGCGCUGAUAUGGUAGCUCGCUGCACGGGGUACAUGUUGGACGAUGCCGCCUUGUAUGGGCAAAUACUCCUGCCAACUCGCAUGUUUGCAAACGAGCAAGCAUAUGCGUCGAUAUCAUUUUUGAAGGAUGUGUUUGCGACGCAUUUUCACAAUACAGACCCAGGGGAUGAUGUCGAUGCUACUCAAUGUGCUAAAGAACACAUGGUAAGCGAAUGGACAUCUGAGGAUGAUGCGAGUCGUUCACAAUACAUUUUAGAAACAGAGGAGGAGGCCAGGUCUCUUCUGGACCGUAGAGCAUCAGCACCGAAUAAAUUUGCUCAAAUUGAUCAGACAAGUGUUCAGAGUUCGCGUGGAGGGGUGCUGGGGGGUGGAGGUUUAGCGUUUCAGAGAAGCGGCGGCACGUGGACCCCAGUAAUUGGGCUUAUUGGUAAACCUAGUGCGGGGAAGAGCACGUUCUUUAAUGCCAUAACUGAUCCUCAAAGUGAAAGUGAGGCUGCGCGUGUUGCAGCCUUUCCUUUUACCACUAUCGAGUCAAAUAUUGGGACCGGGUUUGGUUUAAUUCGGUGUCCGUGCAGUGUGCUUCUGCAAGGUCCUAAAUGUAUCGAGCGUAGGGCGCAACUAUCAACCAACCUUACUUUUGGCAUUGAGAAAUGUGAUGCGCGUUACGGACAUGCAUGUGUUCGUGGUAGCAGCGAUUACCGACGACAUCCCAUCUUAGUGAAGGAUGUGGCUGGUCUCGUUCAAGGGGCUUAUCAAGGGAAAGGCAAGGGAAAUCAGUUCUUGAAUGAUCUAUGCGAUGCGUGUGUACUGGUGCACGUGGUGGAUGGGGCGGGUGUGACAGAUGCUGGUGGGUCUUCAUGUACUCCAGGCCAGGGUUCUACCCUUGAUGACAUCACGUGGAUUCGCAAAGAAGUGCACAAUUGGAUUUAUGACAACCUUCGUGCUAAAUGGGAGGUAAUUCUACGAACGCCUAAAAAGCUUCGGGCUAUGUUCACUGGCUAUCAUGCCUCGCCGUCCUUUGUGGACGACAUUCUGCAGCGCAUCGGUAUCACCAAUGAUACGAUGCUCCAAGUCCAACUCAAGACCUGGGGCCCCAGAGAGCUGCAUUUACUUGUCGCUGUUUUCAUUCGUUUGAGGUUUCCGAUAGUAGUAGCUCUGAAUAAAGUAGACCUGCCCACGGCCAAGGGUCUUGUUGAGGAGUUGCAUCGAAGAUAUUCAGGUGAAAACUUUGUUUGCAUGUCCGCCAAGAUCGAAUGGGAUCUUUUGACGUUACGCAAAAAAGGCCUUGUUGAGUAUGUCUCUGGAGCGUCUGACUUUGUGGAUCGAUCAGCAGGCGUGAGUGGCAUGAGCAAGGAGGAUGCAGAACGGCUGAAAAGCAUACGCGCGUUUUUCCAAGCCCUAAAGUCUAAGGAAUGCCAUGAGGAGGAAAAUAUUUCCGAAUCAGGUUCCAAUACCACUGUCCCACUUUCAAUGUCCUCAACAGGGGUGCAGGAUGUUAUUGCAGACGCCAUAGAGCGAUGCACGUCUGUGCGUGUGUACCCUGUGAGCGCUUUUCAACCCGUUAUUCCAUCGCUUAAGCAUUGCUUGCUAUUUAUACCGGGAACCACUGCAGAUGACGUGUUUUCAGCCAUGAUUCGGAACAAAAUUGUGGACGGCAAAAUUGUUCGUUUCGAGGCGCUUGAUAUACUAAAGGACGAGAAAACACCAGUUAUAUUAAGGAAGACAGAUGUAUUACCCAACACGACGCUACUGGUUCGAGUACUCUCCAACAAGCGGCAGCUCUUGUAG